UAGCACCCAACUUCUGGGAACUGCGCCUGCUGGAAAGGGAACCGGCACCCAACGGCAGAGGCUGAUCCCACCGCGUCACGCGAUGGGCGUCACGAGACCACCGGCCGCCGCCUCGUGCCCAGGAAGACCCCUCGGCGAGUCUCCCUCCGCAGGACCGCGCUGAGCGCCGGGGCGAUGGCGAACUCCACCGAGAACCGCAGCAUCGGCUCCUGCUUCCGCGGCGCCAACGGCACGGAGGCGUACCGGGGCGACGCGGCCGCCUCGCCGUGGUUCUCCACCGUCUUCGGCUUGAUCGGCCUCUCCUCCAACCUGUUCGCCUUCUGCGUGCUGGUCAACUCCUCCAGGAAGAUGCACAGUCGGUCGCGGUCGUCUUUCCUGGUCUUCCUGUGCGGGCUGGUGGCCACGGACUUCAUGGGUCUCCUGCUCACUUUCUCCAUCGUGGUGCCGUACCACUUCACCCGCUUCGACUGGAGGCUGGUGGACCCCGGCUGCCACCUCUGUAGCUUCAUGGGCAUGGUGAUGGUCUUCUUCGGGGUGUGCCCUCUGCUCCUGGGAGCCACCAUGGCCGGAGAACGCUUCCUGGGCAUCAACCGGCCCUUCUCCCGCUCCGCGAAGAUGACCAAACGCCGGGCGUGGACCCUGGUGGGGCUGGUGUGGGCCGGGGGCUUCCUCCUGGGCCUGCUGCCCGUCUUCGGCCUGGGCGACUACACCCUGCAGUACCCCAACUCCUGGUGCUUCCUGACGCUGCUCCACGACCCCAGGAACGUGGCCUUCUGCCUCAUCUUCGCCCUCCUCGGCCUCUUCUGCGUGGGCCUCUCCUUCGUCCUGAACACCGUCAGCGUGGUCACCCUCUGCCGCGUCUACCACGACUCCGAGUCCGUCCAGCGGCGGCGAGACAGCGAGGUCGAGAUGAUGGUGCAACUGCUAGGCAUCAUGGUCAUCGCCAGCGUCUGUUGGCUCCCCCUGCUGAUCCUCAUCGCGCAGACGGCUCUCCAGGCUCCCCGUGGGGACUUCCGCCUCAACCAGAUCCCCCGGGACACCGAGAUCCGGCUGCUCAUCUACCUGCGGGUGGCGACCUGGAACCAGAUCCUGGAUCCCUGGGUCUACAUCCUCUUCCGGCGGGCGGUCCUGCGAAGGAUCUACCCCAGCUUCAAAGCCCGACCCUCCAUCGUCUCUCUGUACCCGGUGCUCAACCCUUCCCUGCGCCGAAAGUUCACCCAGGAAUCUGUGCUCCAGUAG
This is a messenger RNA of Lacerta agilis (Sand lizard), 1239 nucleotides long. RefSeq names its product thromboxane A2 receptor (gene TBXA2R). Gene Ontology annotation, molecular function: thromboxane A2 receptor activity. Gene Ontology annotation, biological process: positive regulation of cytosolic calcium ion concentration; positive regulation of vasoconstriction; inflammatory response. The transcript has 3 exons. Lineage: Eukaryota; Metazoa; Chordata; Lepidosauria; Squamata; Lacertidae. Gene Ontology annotation, cellular component: plasma membrane. The record is from RefSeq and is a predicted model, not a curated record. Bases 175 to 1239 code for a protein of 354 amino acids.